Messenger RNA from Exserohilum turcica Et28A, 1057 nucleotides. RefSeq lists its product as uncharacterized. Lineage: Eukaryota; Fungi; Ascomycota; Dothideomycetes; Pleosporales; Pleosporaceae. The transcript has 3 exons. The record is from RefSeq and is a predicted model, not a curated record. Bases 184 to 645 code for a protein of 153 amino acids.
GUCGCUGCUACACAGCCAUCGCAGCCUCCCUUCCCUUUUGUUGUCGCUGCUUGCUCCCCAUCCCGCCCUGUGCAGCCUCACGCCCCCUCCCCCGACGCUCGUUGCUGCCCUCACUAGUGUAGCCCUGCCCGCAGGUCUCGUAACUCGGUACACGACAAGAGCCCUGACCCAAGCUCCGCCACCAUGAGCACCGGAGCUAAGAAGCGUAUCCUCAAGGAAUACGGCGAGUGCAUGGCCGACACACCGCCCGGCAUGAAGAUCAACUUUGACGAGCAGAACAUGACCAAGUGGGAGGUGUUGAUGGACGGCCCUGAGCAGUCGGCAUAUGCCGGCGGCCACUUCAAGCUCGAGAUUACCUUCCCGACCGAGUACCCCUUCAAGCCGCCCGUGGUCAGCUUUCGCACCAAGAUCUACCACCCCAACGUCAGCAACGAUGACAAGGGGUCCAUGUGCCUGGGGCUGCUGCGCCCCGACGAGUGGAAGCCACCCAACAAGGUCGUGUCGAUCCUGCGCCUCAUCCAGACGCUGCUGAUUGAGCCCAACCCGGACGACGCGAUUGAGCCGUCGAUUGCCAACGAGUACCGCGAAAACCGCGCCGAGUUUGACAAGAACGCAAAGGACUGGGUCAAGCGCUACGCCAAGUGAGGCAGGGCUCACGGACACGUGCACACGCCCGACGACGGCCAGAAUAGGAGACGAGGGCAGUAGAGUUGGGACCGCCGCCGCCGCCCUCACCCACUGCCCACGGCCUGGGAGCGAGCAUGCACGAGGGACGCAUGGCCGGAUGGAUGGACUUGGUUGACUGAUUGAUUCAAUGUUUGAAGGAUUGGUUGCAUGGUUGGCGUCUGGCGAAAUUUGCAUGCGGAUGGGUCGCUUCUUGAGCGGUGGGCAAAGAAGCAGUGCAGGUGUUUUGCAGAUCGCCAUGUUUCCCGCGCAUCGGUCUGCAUCGGACAAAUGCGCAGGGUAGUGUUUACCAAAUGAGAUGAGGACAACCGCUCCAUGUCGUCAUGUGCAAAUCUCCUUUUUGACUGUGCGCCCGUGGAGCGAGCCGGCUCGU